Messenger RNA from Equus quagga, 1672 nucleotides. Its product is annotated as T-cell surface glycoprotein CD1a-like. Lineage: Eukaryota; Metazoa; Chordata; Mammalia; Perissodactyla; Equidae. Gene Ontology annotation, cellular component: external side of plasma membrane. The coding region runs from base 423 to 1151 and encodes 242 amino acids. The transcript is spliced from 6 exons. Gene Ontology annotation, biological process: immune response; antigen processing and presentation, endogenous lipid antigen via MHC class Ib; positive regulation of T cell mediated cytotoxicity. The record is from RefSeq and is a predicted model, not a curated record. Gene Ontology annotation, molecular function: exogenous lipid antigen binding; endogenous lipid antigen binding; lipopeptide binding.
GCGAUGAAAGGAAAGGUUUUUCUGUUGGAAGGAGAAGGAAGUCAGAAUAUAGAUAUUGUGGGGUAGGUUUGUUUAGAACAGAAAUCAAAGACCCACUUUUCUCAGAGAAAGAAAGAACAUCUGCAAAUGAAAUGCUGUUCCUGCAACUUCAUUUGCUAGCAGUUCUCCUCCCAGGUGGCGACAAUAAAGAUGACUUCCAGGAGCCAGUCUCCUUCCAAAUCAUCCAAAUUUCAUCCUUUUACAACCGUUCCUGGGUACAAAAUCUGGGCUCAGGUUGGUUGGAUGAAUUGCAGACUCAUGGGUGGGAAAGCAGCUCUGGCACUAUCAUUUUCCUGUGGCCCUGGUCCAAGGGCAACUACAGCAAUGAAGAGUGGAUGGAACUGGAAAAGCUAUUCCGUAUGUCCUCCAUUGGAAUUCCCUAGAUGUUUCACAACCUUGCCAGUCAACGGCAGCUUGAAUAUCCCUUUGAGGUACAGAUAACAGCAGGUUGUGAGCUGCACUUUGGUGAAAUCUCAGUAGGCUUCAUGCGUGGUGCUUAUCAAGGAUCAGAUUUCAUAAGCUUCCAGAACAAUUCAUGGUUGCCAUCUCCAGAUGGUGGAAGUAGGGCUCAGCAUGCCUGUGAACUAUACAAUGGGGAUAAAGUUGGCCUGGAAAUAACAGAUAGGUUCCUCAGUGACACCUGUCCACGUCUCCUCUUGAGUCUUCUUGAUGCAGGGAAGGCAGAUCUCCAGAGACAAGUAAAACCAGAGGCCUGGCUGUCCACUGGCCCCAGUCCUGGUCCUGGCCGUCUGAUGAUGGUUUGUCACGUCUCUGGCUUCUACCCAAAGCCAAUUUGGGUGAUGUGGAUGCAGGGCGAUCAGGAGCAUCUGGGUACUCAGCAAAGUGACAUUUUGCCCAAUGCUGAUGGGACAUGGUAUCUUCGUAAGUCCUUGGAUGUGGAAGCCCUCGAAGCAGCUGGCCUGUCUUGCCGGGUGAGACACAGAAGUCUAGGAGGCCAGGACAUCAUUGUCUACCAGGAACGUCACAGCUUCACGGGCUGGAUCUUCUUGGCAGUGAUAGUGCCCCUGGUGCUUCUGACGGGUCUUGCGUUUUGGCUUAGAAAGUGCUGGACACACUGUGAAGCUCCAUGCACCAUUGUCCUGUUGAAAUGAGAUCCCAGCAGCGCAGGAGCUCAGAACAUAUGAAAACUCAACACCAUGUUGAUGUCCUUUCAACUGUCCUUGUACAAACUUGUUGUUUUUUAUUUCUCCUUAAUGAUCUAUUAUCAAUAUAAGCUAGAUGUAAUUUUGCAGGAUUUGUUGUUCUUACCUGGGUUCUAGCACUUAAAACUCAUAUUAUAACUCUGAAUGGAUGAGAUCCUAGCAACCUCCACACAUUCAGAUAUUAAUGGGUCAUCAGGCCCAUUUCAGAUGCCACUUCCUCCAGAGGGCCUUCCCUGAUGCACAAGUGUAAGCAGUCUCUGCUUUGUCUGACUUCCCAGUGCACUUGAACCGUACUUUGCCAAAUCUAAUCCUCACUUCCUGCCCUUUUUUGUAGCUAUUUAAAUCCCUUUUCCCCUUAUAAUUUUUAAGCUUUUUGACAGCAAAGCACAUGUCUUUUUAACAUUUGUAUCCUUGGCAAAGUGUCUCACCUGCAGGUAAUAUGUUCUCAAUAAAAAUCUGUGUUGAAUUUA